This is a messenger RNA of Acaulospora morrowiae, 168 nucleotides long. Lineage: Eukaryota; Fungi; Glomeromycota; Glomeromycetes; Diversisporales; Acaulosporaceae. The record is from the annotation of a GenBank genome assembly.
ACAAAUUCAAUUGAAAUGGAAAAUUCUAUUUUUACAACAAAUGAAUCAACUCAAGAUAAUACAACUUCUAUUGAAACAACAAAUUCCAUUAUUACUAAUAAGUCAGCAUCAUCAUCUCAAAAUAAUACUUUGAUUAUUCCACAAAUGGUCUUUGGAGAUAAUUGUCAG